AUGCUCCAGCAUUUUGGAUUUGAGACAGAGUUUUUCAUAUUAGGCUGUCUAGUCACAGAGGAAAGCUGUACUUCUCUGGCCUCUGCUCUGAGGUCAAACCCCUCACAUCUGAGGGAGCUGGAUCUGAGUAACAAUGACCUGAAGGAUUCAGGAGUGAAGCUGCUCUCUGCUGGACUGGGGAAUCCCCACUGUAAACUGGAGACUCUGAGGCUGUCAGGCUGUCUAGUCACAGAGGAAGGCUGUGCUUCUCUGGUCUCAGCUCUGAGGUCAAACCCCUCACACCUGAGAGAGCUGGACCUUAGCUACAAUCACCCAGGAGACUCAGGAGUCAGACUGCUCUCUGCUGGACUGGAGGAUCCACACUGCAGACUGGAGAAACUCAAUGUGGAACAUGGUGGAGAGAACACAAUGAAACCUGGGCUUAGAAAAUAUGUCUGUUAUCUCACACUGGACCCAAACACAGUAAACAGACUCCUCUCUCUGUCUGAGGAGAACAGAAAGGUGACACGUAGGACAGAGAAGCAGCCGUAUCCUGAUCACCCAGAGAGAUUUGAGGACUGUGGACAGGUGCUGUGUAGAGAGGGUCUGACUGGGCGCUGUUACUGGGAGGUAGAGUGGAGUGGUAGAGAGGCUGGUAUAGGAGUGACAUAUAAAGGAAUCAACAGGAGAGGAGGGUGUGAUGACUGCUGUCUUGGAUACAAUGACAAGUCCUGGAGUCUGGACUGCUCUGACAACAGUAACACUGCCUGGCACAAUAAUAAUCCCACUACCAUAGACGUCCCCUCCUCCAGCUCCCACAGAGUAGGAGUGUAUCUGGACUGGCCAGCUGGCAUUCUGUCCUUCUAUAGAGCCUCCUCUGACACACUGACCCACCUGAAGACAUUCACCUCCACAUUCACUGAGCCCCUCUAUCCAGGGUUUAGGCUUUGGGAUGACUACUUUGGGGUUUGGGGUGACGUCUCAGUGUCCCUGUGAAUAAUACCUUUACCACACACACUGGACACACACUGCACACACACACU
Messenger RNA from Salvelinus namaycush (lake trout), 1022 nucleotides. Its product is annotated as stonustoxin subunit beta-like. The transcript has 5 exons. Gene Ontology annotation, molecular function: protein binding. The record is from RefSeq and is a predicted model, not a curated record. Bases 1 to 975 code for a protein of 324 amino acids. NCBI's taxonomy places the organism in Eukaryota, Metazoa, Chordata, Actinopteri, Salmoniformes, Salmonidae.